Ilyonectria robusta is the source of this 1209-nucleotide messenger RNA. RefSeq names its product beta-lactamase-like protein. Bases 1 to 1209 code for a protein of 402 amino acids. NCBI's taxonomy places the organism in Eukaryota, Fungi, Ascomycota, Sordariomycetes, Hypocreales, Nectriaceae. The transcript is spliced from 4 exons. The record is from RefSeq and is a predicted model, not a curated record.
AUGCAGGAGCUCACGCCCCUCCCAGCCCCGAGCCUAUACCUCCCGCCUUCGUCGGCGACGGUGCGUGUACAGGCAAUUGACACAACCACGCGCAUGGUCUGUGACGCUCGCGCCUUCGUUGAUCCGCCUAUUUCUGGCCAUGAGAAGCUCAAUUUCAAAACCAUGUGCUUUCUGGUGGAGCACAUGACAUCAGCUGGGCCCGAAUACGUCCUGUUCGACUGUGGCUCUCGCAAGGACUUUUGGAAUGGCUCGCCCCAGACGAAGAGGAUGAUCGGAGGCCACGUCCCUGCAGUCCAUAUUGACAAGGGGGUCGACGAGAUCCUCACCUGCGCUGGCUUUGACUUGGCAGACUUGAAGGCAAUUGUGUGGAGUCAUUGGCACUGGGACCAUAUUGGUGACGGGUCUAAAUUCCCACCCACAACAGAUAUCGUAGUCGGACCUGGAUUCACCGACGAGUUUGUCCCGGGAUGGCCGGAGAACCCAGAGAGCUUUGUUCUGGCCAGCGAUUUAGAGGGGCACCGGAUAUAUGAGCCUGAGUUCCCUAUGACAGUCGCCGGUUUUGCCGCUCACGACUACUUCGGUGAUGGUUCCUUCUACCUGCUAGACGUUCCGGGGCAUGCUCUUGGACAUAUCUGCGGACUAGCGCGGACGACUCCAGACACAUUCGUCUUUAUGGGGGGCGAUUGCUGUCACUAUGCUGGCGCUUUUAGACCAACACCCUACAUGCCGCUGCCAUCAAAUAUUCCCACCGAGGAACUCGAUAGCUAUUAUCCUCGUCCUUGCCCCUGUUCUGCCUUUACAAUUCACCACCCUGCAUCAAAUGACGACGGCAAGGCACGGUCUAAGGAAUCACGGAUACAGCCGUUUUACAACAUUUCACGCGAGCCGGGCAGCGCUUACAGCUUUGGCGAUGUCGCUCAGUCCAGCGUCAACAUGCUCCAGCCUUUGGAUGCCCACCCGGGAGUCUUCAUCUGCCUUGCCCAUGAUGAUGUUCUUUUCAAUAUUCUCCCGCUACUAAAUCACGAACCGACUGCAGACAUCAACGACUGGAAAGGUUUAGGAUACAAAGAGAGAUCUCGUUGGGCAUUUCUCAAUGAACUUCCGAAAGGCGGCAAGCCAGGACGCCAACCCCUUGUUGAUGGGCUGUGGCGUAAUGGGAAGCGGAUCGUAUGGAAGCCAGACUGUGGGUUCGUCGAUGUUGAGAAAUAG